This is a messenger RNA of Ilex paraguariensis (yerba mate), 597 nucleotides long. The record is from the annotation of a GenBank genome assembly. Lineage: Eukaryota; Viridiplantae; Streptophyta; Magnoliopsida; Aquifoliales; Aquifoliaceae.
AUGGAUGCUGAUCGUCUAAAAAAAAAGCUUCAUUGCCACAUUCUCCAAUCUGGGUUUGUUUCAAAUGCCUUGGUCACCAUUGCUCUGAUCAAUUUCUUUUUGAAAUUUGAGUCAGUGAAUGAUGCUCACAAAUUGUUUGUUGAAAUUCCUGAACCAACUGUAGUCUCUUGGAAUUCUUUGAUUUCUGGGUACGUGCAUUCUGGGUAUUUCAGUAAGGCUUUAAGGUUGUUCCUUCAGCUGGAAAGUUACGAGGUUCGUGCGAAUUCGUUCUCAUUCACGGCGGCUUUGGCUGCCUGUGGCCAACUAAGUUUAUUGCAAUUAGGAAAGUCAAUUCACUCCCAGACUGUUAAAUUUGGUGUGGAGUUUAGUAUGGUAGUUUCAAAUUGCUUGAUUGACAUGUAUGGAAAAUGCGGAUCUGUAUUGCAGGCCAUUCGUGUGUUCUCCGAGAUGAUUGAUAAGGAUGUUAUAACUUGGAAUUCGGUGACCGCGACAGCUGCUAGAAAUAGAAGACUUGAAGAAACAGAAGACUGGAAGAUGCAUUCAGAUUUUUCCAUCAAAUGCCAAACCAGGAUACAAUCUCAUACAACGAGCUUAUGA